Messenger RNA from Mus caroli (Ryukyu mouse), 3978 nucleotides. RefSeq names its product cereblon (gene Crbn). The record is from RefSeq and is a predicted model, not a curated record. NCBI's taxonomy places the organism in Eukaryota, Metazoa, Chordata, Mammalia, Rodentia, Muridae. Gene Ontology annotation, cellular component: Cul4A-RING E3 ubiquitin ligase complex. Gene Ontology annotation, biological process: protein ubiquitination.
CCUUUGCGGGUAAACAGACAUGGCCGGCGAGGGAGAUCACCAGGACGCUGCGCACAACAUGGGAAACCACCUGCCGCUUCUGCCUGCAGACAGUGAAGAUGAAGAUGAUGAAAUUGAAAUGGAAGUUGAAGACCAAGAUAGUAAAGAAGCCAGAAAACCGAAUAUCAUAAACUUUGACACCAGUCUGCCAACCUCACAUACAUACCUGGGAGCUGAUAUGGAGGAGUUCCACGGGAGGACUUUGCAUGACGACGACAGCUGCCAGGUGAUCCCAGUCCUUCCUGAGGUGAUGAUGAUCCUGAUUCCUGGGCAGACACUCCCACUGCAGCUCUCUCACCCACAAGAAGUCAGCAUGGUGCGGAACUUAAUCCAGAAAGACAGGACCUUUGCAGUCCUUGCAUACAGUAAUGUACAAGAAAGGGAAGCACAGUUUGGAACAACAGCGGAGAUCUAUGCGUAUCGAGAAGAGCAGGAGUUUGGAAUUGAAGUAGUGAAAGUGAAAGCAAUCGGAAGGCAGCGGUUCAAGGUCCUCGAACUUCGAACACAGUCAGAUGGAAUCCAGCAAGCUAAAGUGCAAAUUUUGCCAGAGUGUGUGUUGCCGUCAACCAUGUCUGCAGUUCAGUUAGAAUCACUCAAUAAGUGCCAGAUAUUUCCUUCAAAACCCAUCUCUUGGGAAGACCAGUAUUCAUGUAAAUGGUGGCAGAAAUACCAGAAGAGAAAGUUUCACUGUGCAAAUCUAACAUCGUGGCCUCGCUGGCUGUAUUCAUUAUAUGACGCUGAAACAUUAAUGGAUAGAAUUAAGAAACAGCUACGUGAAUGGGAUGAAAAUCUCAAAGAUGAUUCUCUUCCUGCAAAUCCAAUAGACUUUUCUUACAGAGUAGCUGCUUGUCUUCCUAUUGAUGAUGUAUUGAGAAUUCAGCUCCUUAAAAUUGGCAGUGCUAUUCAACGGCUUCGCUGUGAAUUAGACAUCAUGAACAAAUGUACUUCCCUUUGCUGUAAACAAUGUCAAGAAACAGAAAUAACAACAAAGAAUGAAAUAUUUAGUUUAUCCUUAUGUGGUCCAAUGGCAGCAUAUGUGAAUCCUCAUGGAUAUGUACAUGAGACACUGACUGUGUAUAAAGCAUCCAAUCUGAAUCUGAUAGGCCGGCCUUCUACAGUGCACAGCUGGUUUCCCGGGUAUGCAUGGACCAUUGCCCAGUGCAAGAUCUGUGCAAGCCAUAUUGGAUGGAAAUUUACAGCCACAAAAAAAGAUAUGUCACCUCAAAAAUUUUGGGGUUUAACUCGCUCUGCUCUGUUACCCACAAUUCCAGAGACUGAAGAUGAAAUAAGUCCAGACAAAGUAAUACUUUGUUUAUAAGUGCACCUGUAGGAGUGACUUCCUGACAGAUCUGCUCAGACAUCACUGCCUCUGGUUUAUGUGUAUAGUGGGUUACAGCAUUUGCCUACCAAGUUCAAGAGCAUAUUUAGGGAAUGAGAAAGCAGUAUAAAACAUAAGGUUGGAUUCAGAAGGACUUGCUUUUUAGUAGCUUGGUGCCAUUGAUUAUCCUGUUGAGUCUAUGUCAUGACAGGAUAGGAAAACACAGUUGAAAUAAUGGGAAUGGGUAUGGAACAGGAUAGGGGCACCACUGCUCUAAAUGAUGACUGCUCCAGAAACUGGGUUGGUAAGCAUAAGAUAGAGGCAAGGCAGUGCAAUUGUCUUUAGCUUGUCUGAGAGACUCGUCUGUACAGUUUGGACAUAUUAAAGAGUAAACUAAGCAGUCUGAGCAGGAAUAGCAGCAUUUGCACCAUGUAUUUGAUGAGCCUGUGAUGUGCUAGAUCCCUGUAACUAAUGUCUAUGUCCAUUUUGCAUUGUAUUUGCAAAUAUAAGUGAACAGUAUAUAUUUCUAGGAUUAUACCGUUUAGGAAACAGAUUUACAUAAACCUGGCCAACACUAAUACCUAUAUCCAAAUCUAUUCUAUUUGGCUGAAUUAUGUCAAAGUAAUCAAGUCGAAUACUUAAAAGUGUAAGUACGUAAUAAAAUGUAACUAAAGAAUAGGCUGCUCCUUAAUGUCAUUUUUUAAAAAGUUCUACUUGUGUUUCAUUCAAGCUGCUGUGAUGAAGUGGGGAAGUAUGUCUUUACUGCUGCAGUAUAAUCUGAUGAUCCAUAUACUGUUUACCAUUACUUUCAGAUAGGACUGUUUAAAGGAAUCUUACACAACAUAGCAGCUUUGAUGUCACUCCAUCUGUGCAGAUGACAACAGCAGAAACUCCAUAGUUUAAAAUCCAGGUAUUUACUGACCUGGGUGAAGUAGAUUUUGACACGCCCUUUUAUAGAACAUCCCCCUAUUUGACUUCAAGAAAAUUCAAAAUCCAAAAGCUGCUGUUUACUUGUACAGUACACAGAGAUAACUAUCAGAAAUCUAAGCCAUAUCCAUCUAAUUAGUAAAAUAAUGUGUUCACUAUCUGUGGCACCUGAUAUAAAGGCAAGAGUCUCAACAGAAGCCCUCCUGUUAUUCCUUCAACUUUCUGAAAUCAGAACAAUCCUGUUAUAAAUAGAUGCUAUUGUGGACUCAUUCAGGAAACCACUAAGAAAACAUAAACUAAGUUAUUUCAGCAUAGCUUCUCAUCAACAGCCAGUUUAAAUAAGUAACAGCAUUGACUUUUCUCACCUGGCACUGCUCCAAAAGAGUUGGGAAAUUCAGGAGGGAGACUUGAGCUUAGUUUUUCUACCUACACUCAUGCUGUUUUUUAGGGUUUCAGUAAGACACAGGAGGAGAGAAAACCAGUCUUACCAAGACUUCCACUGUUUGAUGCAGAGCUCAUAAUUUAGGUCUUCUUUAUGUAACUUAGUAGUUCAUCUUUUUCCAUUUGGUAACCACUUUUCUUCCACUGUUCACGCAACUGCUGUAGCAGGGCCCCAAUUUCCUUCCCUGAAGAAAUACCCACUUUCCUGAUGUCAUGUCCACUCACAGGGAACGGCGGGACAGACCACUGCUGCAUCUCUUUGAGAAGACCAUGCUCUCCUUGGUACUUCAGCAGCUCACAAACACGGGCAGUUGCAUCUGGUUCCCUAGACUAAAUGACACAGUUUUAUCACAUACUAAACAUUCACAAUUUCAUUCUACUAUUUAAAUACAUCAAAUCUACAAUGUGAAAAAGUUACUUUUCUCUAGUUAGUGAGAACUAUUUUCUGCUCAAACCUAAUACGUACUUACGUCUAUAACAAAGUCUUGGUAUGGUUUCAAUGGUUCUGAACUAUCUGUUGCUUUAACCAAGUCUUUCCUGUUUUUAACUAUAAAUAAACCCAGGUUUUUCUCCUCUUUUGAAAUUUUCAAUCUCAAGUCCAAUUUUGUGACAUCAUCUUGUACUUUGAAUAAAGAAGCCAAAAGAGUCAUUGGUUUUGGUGAAAAGCCUUCAACAUUUUUACUGACUUUGUUAAAUUCUUCUAAAUUUGCAUUAGCAGGUAAACCUGUAAACAAAAGAGAAAAGUCAUUUUUUCUUAACUACAAAACCCUCACUCAUCUCUUAAACUAUGCAGAUUUUUAAGAAUGUGUAGUGCUCUUUCUCCACUGCUUAUUAUCAGCCCAUUUGUCACUCCCUUAACUCCUAGAGGAAAACUAUCAUGUCCUUGUUUCCUGUAGCAACAUGUCUUGUGAAGCUCAGGAGCUGUGAUCAUAUCAGGUACCAACAUAUGCCUUGUCAGUCUUCCUGUCUGCACACAUUCCCUACUCAGCAAUUGUAUGUUCUUGUAAAACAAAGUUACUGUCUAAAAUAUACUGGCUAUAGUUAUUAAUUUCCUUUCUAUAUAUUAAGUGUUUUGUGAAAGAGCUUAUUAUACAUUAACUUAUUGCUUCCUCCUCCUCUCUAUGAAGUAGCUUUUAUUUUGAACCCUUUGUGAUUAUAAACCAACCCAACCUGCAAAACCAGUAAGCUUCAUCAAAUUCAGGUGUUCUCUCUGAACUAUUCUUUACCAAUAAAUAAACUAUUUCCAUCUUUAA